AAUCUCGAGAUCGUCGUAGAGCUGACAGCACAGCUCGUCGCUGGACAAGGUUCUUCCAAGACGAAAGAGAUCCAUCUUGGGCACAUACUUUGACGAAGAGCGGCUCGCUAGCCCAAAGACAGCCCUCGGAACUUGAGUCCCAGUCGGACGACCUCGCGAUCGACUUCCGAGAAGGCCAUACUCUCGUCAUGCCUUUGCGCCUGAUCCCAGCGCCUUCGGGCAGCUCGUUACCAUUGAGCGAGUUUGAAUUCAAGGUAGCCCCGGCUGCUUCAGCGGGCGUCUCUCGGAUUACGAGCUCUUCGAGGACGCCGUCCAUGGUGACCUCCAACCAGCCAGAGUUUCCAGAAACCCCGGUCAAGAGGUUUCCCGCUUCCUUAAUGAGCAUGUUCCACGCUAGGGGGAUGGACAAUGGGGAACCCGGGAUGGGCAUCUUUAGGUGCCUCGAAUGCGGGUCCGUCGUCAUGGAAGGUCUAGCCAAGGAGCAUAGGGACGGUUGUGCGGCCUUGCGCACGGAGCUCGAAGCGAUGAAAAAGGCGUUGUCGAGCACGUAUGGGAACAAGAAGGGUCAAAGGGGAGGUAUGAAACGGACAGGGAGCGAGAUCACCGCAGUGUCACCAUCUCCUUCAGCCGAGUCGCCUCGCAAAGGUCCAAAGAGACCUAGGAUCGACAUCGCAGAAUCAGUCGCGAGCAACGAAGAUUACGCACCUGGCGGUUCGGUCGAUACUGGCGAGAGGAUGAUGUUGCCCUCUGGAAAGCUAGAAACCAAGAAGGCUUUUGAGAAGAGGAUGGUCGAGGCGCGAAGACUUGUCAAGGAACAAGAGAAGUUGGAGAGGGAGCAGGGAAAGGUCGCCGCCAGCCAGAACCCGAAAGGCUUGUCUCAAAAGAAAGAGUAUGAUCCCGAUCGUCACUGCGGAGUGAUGAAGCCGGACAACACGCCUUGCCUGAGAAAGCUCGAUUGCAAACAACACUCGGUACAGGCCAAACGAGACGUCUCCGGGAGGAGCAUGUCGUUCGACGACCUCAACAAGCUACAGAAGGGAGAGACCUUGCCUCCGCCUCCCACAGAGACGCCGGUCAACGAGCAGGGGCAAGGACCAUCAGCCAUCCCUGAUGCUGCAGCAGCGGCUGCUCUGGUCGCUUCGACCAGCGCCGGUCCUUCGGCGGUUCCUCCAGUCAAACCGAAGAAAGGGAGGAAGAAGCAUGCAGAAGCUCGUCGCCUGGCGGCUCACGGGCAGGAACCACAAGGACCCGGAGCGUUGGACCAUGAUGCGCUGGUACAAGCCAUCAAGACGCACACUCGGUAUAAUGCUCAGAUCGCUCGGAACCGAAUGUACGGGCUUCUCACUGCUGCUCCUGUCGAAGAGGUCCGGCCGAGCAGAACAGCUCAACCGCACAAAGACGACGCGGAGAAUUCACAGCAACCGAAAUCGGAGCAGGUCGAUGGGAAUGGCAUGCACCAUCCAGGUUCGCAACAACCCGAUCCGUUACCGGUGAUGCCCGACUUUGGUGCUCAAGCGGGCAAGGGCAAAGCGAAACCUCCUGGCACGACAAAGGGCACGAUGCGGUUCCAAACUUUUGCUGGAGGGGCUACUAGCGGAUAUUGGCACGGUGAUAGACGAAGGAUGAUGGCAGCGGAGAAUACGAUGAACGAGAUUUUCAAGCAGAUGCGGCGGCAUCGUACCGAGGCGGCAGCAGUAGCAGAGAAUCCGGAACCUAAAGCGGAGAUGGCCUGAUCUGUUCCUGUUAUAUACGUAGGGACGUGGGGUCUGUAUCUACUAGACUAGACGUGGCUUCUUUUGACAUCUUGUAUUUCUUGUUUGCAAUCAUACCGAUAUUCUUCUUGUACAGU
Molecule: messenger RNA, 1849 nt
Organism: Filobasidium floriforme
Lineage: Eukaryota; Fungi; Basidiomycota; Tremellomycetes; Filobasidiales; Filobasidiaceae
Product: SCA7, zinc-binding domain-containing protein
Exons: 5
Coding region: 189-1733 (514 amino acids)
Source: RefSeq, a predicted model, not a curated record